UCCAUUGCACGACGUCCUGACCUAAUCUAGAGAGAGAAAUUGCAAUUAUGUGAUAAUCGAGAGGGAGGGAGAGUAGAAAAACUGGUGCGGAAUAUUUUUAAUUUGGAAGCCUCGAUAUUUGAAGGACGCGUGCUAGCUUGCGAAUCAUGGACCCUUCCAAUCAUUUCGCCCUCUUCCGCGCCUCUUCAGCUCAUCCGAAUCGUAAAUCUUAGAGUAAUUGGCCAUUUUUCUCCCCCUAGAUUUUGAUUCCGUUGAUCGAUCAUUUUAUGACUUGGCAGUGAAUCUUUUGCUUUGCUUCUGCCUUCCCUGACCACGGCAAUGGAGUCUCGCGUGGGGAACAAGUUCCGGCUUGGUCGGAAGAUCGGGAGUGGAUCGUUUGGUGAGAUCUAUUUAGGUACGAACGUGCAGACGAAUGAAGAGGUCGCAAUUAAACUUGAAAAUGUUAAGACAAAACAUCCUCAAUUGCUGUACGAAUCAAAGCUGUACAGGAUCCUUCAAGGAGGAACUGGGAUUCCCAAUGUGAGAUGGUUUGGUGUUGAAGGAGACUACAAUGUGCUAGUGAUGGAUUUACUAGGACCAAGUCUUGAAGAUCUUUUCAACUUCUGCAGCAGGAAGUUGUCCUUAAAAACUGUUCUGAUGCUUGCAGAUCAGAUGAUCAACAGGGUGGAGUUUGUUCAUUCUAAAUCUUUUUUACAUCGAGACAUUAAACCUGAUAAUUUUCUUAUGGGCCUGGGCAGGAGAGCUAACCAGGUUUAUAUCAUUGAUUUUGGUCUUGCAAAAAAGUAUAGGGACACUUCAACCCACCAACAUAUUCCAUACAGAGAGAACAAGAACUUGACUGGGACAGCAAGAUAUGCAAGCAUGAAUACUCAUCUUGGCAUAGAACAAAGCAGAAGGGAUGAUUUGGAAUCCCUUGGUUAUGUUCUGAUGUACUUUCUAAGAGGAAGUCUUCCGUGGCAGGGUCUCAAAGCUGGUACGAAGAAGCAAAAGUAUGAAAAAAUUAGUGAAAGAAAAGUCUCCACGUCUAUUGAAGCUUUGUGUCGAGGAUAUCCUUCAGAGUUUGCAUCUUACUUUCAUUACUGCCGUUCACUUCGCUUUGAUGACAAACCUGAUUAUGCUUACCUCAAAAGAAUAUUUAGGGAUCUUUUCAUCCGGGAGGGUUUUCAGUUCGAUUAUGUGUUUGAUUGGACCAUUUUGAAAUAUCAGCAAUCACAAGUUAAUACUUCUCGAGCUGUCGGUCAAAUUGCUGGGCCCAGCUCUGGUUUGCCACCAGCCAUUGGAAGUACUGAUAAGCAUUCUGGUCAUGUUUUAAGUGGCGAAGAAGCUAGGACAAGUGGUUGGUCUGCUAUGGACCCAUCUAGGCGGAGGGCUCCAGGACCACUAAAUCAGGGAAGUGUUUCCAAACAGAAGAGUCCGGUGCCAAAUGACUCUACUGGGGCCAAAGAAGCUAUGUUAUCCAGUUCAAAUUUCUUGGUACGGCCAAGCAGUUCCUCAAAACACGCUGCUGUUUCUAGCAGCCGAGACAUGAUGUUGAGUAGCGAAUCAGAUCCACCCUACACCCGCACCUCUGAUGCGAGUCCUGGAACAUUUUGUGGAGUCUCUAGUACUCAGAAAAGUCCUCCCCUCGGAUCGGCAGAUCCCAAACUGUCUAAUUCUGGCAGACAUUAUUAUGAGUCCACUCUUAAAGGCAUUGAGUGUCUCAAUUUCGACAAUGAUGAGAGAAUUCACUACUAAUAAUUGUGCUCCUGCUACACUUCACACUGUAAAAAUGAUAUUUUGUGGCUAGAGUACAAGUUUAGUUUGCACUCAAGGUUGCUAUAUUAGAGCCGAGAAGAUACAACGGAAAAAGUGUGCUAGAACAUAGAUGGAUAAGCAUUUCGUCUGCCAUGGUUGUUGGCCUAAGGCAAAGCCAAUCUCAUGAUUUAUGUAAGCAAUCAACAGGGCCCCACUUUCGCUCGCUGUUCUUGCCAUCAUUUGAUUUUCUAUCUUGGUUGCUAUAUUUUUAAAGCCAAAACUGUAUGUUAACCAGCUUUUCGCGUUUAGCAGUCACCUACGUAUGGGAACUAUCUGAAUCCUCAACGUAGUAGCAGUCGGUUGUUCGGUACUGUUGCUGUGCAUAAAUAAUGAUUAAAUGUUCUGAACAGCUGAAGUUUGUUCUGUUUUUUCUCAUCUGGUGUUAAACUUUUGGAAACCAGCCCUUGUUGAUCUUUA
This is a messenger RNA of Dendrobium catenatum, 2211 nucleotides long. Its product is annotated as casein kinase 1-like protein 2. Lineage: Eukaryota; Viridiplantae; Streptophyta; Magnoliopsida; Asparagales; Orchidaceae. Gene Ontology annotation, biological process: endocytosis; peptidyl-serine phosphorylation; signal transduction. The transcript has 15 exons. The coding region runs from base 319 to 1734 and encodes 471 amino acids. The record is from RefSeq and is a predicted model, not a curated record. Gene Ontology annotation, molecular function: ATP binding; protein serine/threonine kinase activity. Gene Ontology annotation, cellular component: cytoplasm; nucleus.